Molecule: messenger RNA, 1964 nt
Organism: Alosa sapidissima (American shad)
Lineage: Eukaryota; Metazoa; Chordata; Actinopteri; Clupeiformes; Clupeidae
Product: E3 ubiquitin/ISG15 ligase TRIM25-like
Exons: 6
Coding region: 253-1917 (554 amino acids)
Molecular function (GO): protein binding; zinc ion binding
Source: RefSeq, a predicted model, not a curated record
CCAUUUCCAGCCAGUGUUUCUAUUUUCCUUUUUUUCUUCCUGUCAAAAUGCUAAGAUAUACAGUUUCUCUUUCCAUCUCUCUCUCUCACACACGCAUACACACACACAGAGUAACCUUUGUACCUGUAUGUGAUAAGCUGAAAGCUCAGAACCUCCGAAUGUGUUUCUAGAGACGGAAGUGAUCAGUCACCUUUACAGUUUCGACGCCUCCUGUGUGUUUGAGCGUGUGUCUGUUCUCAUGAAGAGGGGAAAAUGGCAGACGGUCAGCUAACCAGUCAAGAGUCCUUCAUGUGCUCAGUCUGUCUGGACCUGCUGAGGGAUCCCGUCACCGUCCCCUGCGGUCACAGCUACUGUAUGGGCUGCAUUGAGAACCACUGGCGCCACGAGAGAGCCGCCCGAGUCGUCUACAGCUGCCCACAGUGCAGACAAAGCUUCACGUCAAAGCCUGACCUCAGGAAAAACGUCCUCCUGGCCCAAGUGGUGGAGAAUCUCAGAAACCCCUCUGAUGUCCAGGUGGCCCCUCUUCCUGAUUGUUGUUAUGCUGGACCUGGAGAUGUUGAGUGUGACGUCUGCACCGGGAGGAAACUGAAGGCCGCGAAGUCCUGUCUGGAGUGCCUGGUGUCUUACUGUGAGAGCCACAUCGGGCGCCAUGACGAACUCUUCUCAGGGAAGAGGCACGUGUUGGUCAAGGCCUCGCCGUCUCUGAAGAAGAGGAUCUGCCCUCGACACCACAGGCUGACGGAGGUGUUCUGCUGGACAGACCAGCAGGGACUUUGCUACCAGUGCAUGCUGGAAGGACACAAGAGCCACGACACGGUUUCAGCAGCAGAGGAGAGACAGAAACAAGAGCAGGAAAUGCGGCAAAAAAUCAAGCAAGGAAUCCAGGUGAGAAUGGAGAAGUUGCCGGAAGUGAAGACGACUUUGGAGACUCUCAAGCGUUCUGCACAGAUAGCAGUGGAGGACAGUGAGAGGAUCUUCACUGAGAUGAUCCGCUCCAUUGAGAGAAGGCGCUCUGAGGUGAAAGAGCUGAUCAAAGCUCAGGAGAAGGCUGAGGUGAGUCGGGCUGAAGGACUCCUGAAGCAACUGGAGCAGGAGAUUGCUGAUCUGAGGAGGAGCGAUGCUGAACUGGAGCAGCUUUCACACACAGACGAUCACAUAUUUUUCCUCAAGAAUUUCCAGUCUCUCUACAUAAACCAUGAAACCAAGGAUCUACUCAUCACCAAUGCCAGUGGUAAUCCCUUUGAUAAAAUAAAAAGAGCAGUGUCUUAUCUCAGAGAUCAACUUAACGACUUUAAACUGGAGAAAGGAAUUGCAUCUAUUGAAACAGUCAAUCCAGUGGUUCUUUUGCCAGUACCAAAGACAAGGAUGGAGUUUUUGCACUAUGUUUCUAAGUUGACACUGGAUCCCAACACAGCAUUCAAGCACCUUAGACUAUCUGAGAAGAGCAAAAUGGUGUCACUGCACCUCCUAGCCGAGUCAUAUUCUGAUCAUCCCGAGAGAUUUGAUAGCUGGGCUCAGGUGCUAUGUAGAGAGGGUGUGUCUGGACGCUGCUACUGGGAGGUGGAGUGGAGUGGUCGUGUAGCUAUAGCAGUCUCGUAUAAAAGCAUCAGCAGGAAAGGAGGGGGUAAUGAGUGUGGGUUUGGAUAUAAUGAUCAGUCCUGGUGUUUGGAUGUGUUUAAGUUACAUUGCUUAUUUCGUCACAAUAACAAGGAGGUUCGUCUCCCUGUAGUACAUGAGGCCAAAAUAGGUGUGUAUGUCGAUCACAGGGCAGGAGUUCUGGCCUUCUACAGCAUCUCUGACACAAUGACCCUCCUGCACAGAGUCCAGACCACAUUCACUCACACACUCUACCCUGGGUUUUGGUGCCGAUUUCAAGUAAUAGAUAUGCAUGGGUCAACAGUGAAGAUUCUGAGCUAAUCUGGACCUAUAUUUUUAACAAAACCAUUACAUUAAUACACAGGAUU